AAAGAAGAGUCCGACAAAACUUCUCACAACACUCCGACACUUAAGAAAGCCAACGUCGCUAGUUUUCUCUAAACCCCGUACCUCUCUGACAUUUCCCCCCUUAACCAAGAUCCAAUACCCUCUCUCCUCCCACACGUAUACACGUGCCACGCACUUUCUCUUAAAUCUCUCCACACGUGCCACCACCCUCACUUUUUCCAUUUUCUCUCUCCUUCCUUUUCCUCACCCGCACUUUAUGUGUGCUGCAAUAACCCAAUAACUCUCCUCUCCAUGCACACAACACAAUCACAAAUACCACCGUUAUUCCUCCUUUAAAACCGCUUCUGGUAUUCCGGUCUCCGUUUUCGAUUUUCCGGCAUCGAUAAACCUCUUAUCAGCUUGAAAACAGCUUCUGGAGCUUUCUAGAGAGUUGAAAAUGGAGUCGAUUCUUGCCAGAGCGUUGGAAUACACGCUUAAAUAUUGGUUGAAAUCUUUUACUAGAGAUCAGUUCAAGCUUCAAGGCCGCACUGUUCAGCUUUCCAAUUUAGAUAUUGAUGGAGAUGCGCUACAUUCGAGCCUCGGAUUGCCGCCGGCGAUUACUGUUACUACAGCCAAAUUAGGGAAAUUGGAAAUCGUGCUACCGUCGGUAAGCAAUGUGCAAGUAGAGCCAAUUGUUGUGCAAAUAGAUAGACUUGACUUGGUUCUUGAAGAGAAUGCGGAUGCUGAUACGAGUCAGAGUUCCGGCAGUUCUCAAUCUGCUAGUAGUACAGGAAGAGGGAGUGGUUAUGGAUUCGCUGAUAAGAUUGCAGAUGGGAUGACAAUAGAAGUACAGACUGUAAAUCUUCUACUUGAAACUCGAGGAGGUGGUCGUUGCCAAGGUGGAGCAACAUGGACACCUCCUAUGGCAUCUAUUACUAUGCGUAACCUUGUACUUUACACCACCAAUGAAAACUGGGAGGUUGUAAAUCUUAAAGAAGCAAGGGAUUUCUCGAGCAACAAGGAUUACAUCUAUGUUUUCAAAAAACUUGAAUGGGGAUCGCUGUCCAUCGAUCUUCUUCCUCAUCCUGACAUGUUUAUGGAUGGCCGUGUUCAAGAGGGGGCAAAUAAGAGAGACGAUGAUGGAGCUAAACGUUUAUUCUUUGGCGGCGAGCGCUUUCUCGAGGGGAUAUCGGGACAGGCUUAUAUAACAGUACAGAGGACACAGCUUAACGACCCUUUGGGGCUUGAGGCCAGGUUGCAUAUAACUGAAGCUGUUUGUCCUGCUUUGAGUGAACCAGGACUCCGAGCUCUUCUUCGCUUCUUAACAGGACUGUAUGUCUGCCUUAAUAGAGGAGAUGUGGAUCCGAGGGCACAACAGCGAUCUACAGAAGCAGCUGGCCGUUCAUUAGUCUCGAUUGUUGUUGACCAUGUUUUUCUCUGCGUUAGAGACACGGAAUUCAGGCUUGAACUUCUGAUGCAGUCUCUCUGCUUUUCUCGGGCAAGUAUAUCUGAUGGAGAAAAAGCCAAAAACUUGACACAAGUUAUGAUUGGUGGACUUUUUCUGAGGUGAACUUUAUAUCUAACCUAUCAUUAGUCUACCUUCCUCUGUCAUCCUUGGUUUUGCAUAAUCUUCUUAUGUUUGUAUCUGGACUUAAGCAUCACACAAUAACUCGUAGAAGUCUCUGAUUUUUUUUUUUUUUUUUUGGAUUUCAGGUUGGUUUAAUAAUAGCUUGGGUGCCUGUUGCCUAAUCCAUUCAUUGCCUACGUUUGUUUUUUUUUUUUUUUUUUUUUGUGCUAAGCUAACUUCAUGUGAAUUAUCUCCCGUUUAUUAAUUAGCGGGAAUCAAGCUGCAGUAGCAUAUCAAAUCAAUUUUAGCUAAAAUUUCUAGUUUUGCACCUUUCUGAUUGCCUUGACUAUUUCAUUAGGCUUCCAAGUCUUUUGAACUUGAUAAAAUAAAAUUACUAGGGCUAGGUAUGUGAGGGUGUGUGGUGUAGCGUAGGGCAUAGGGAGGGACAAUUAUUUAAUUCUCGCGGGGGGGGGGGGGAGGGAGGGUGUUUGGAACUGAGAAAUGGGCCUGGGGCAGUCCCCCUGUUAUGUACUCUUUUGAGUUUGCUAUUUCUCAUUC
This is a messenger RNA of Chenopodium quinoa (quinoa), 2083 nucleotides long. RefSeq names its product UHRF1-binding protein 1-like. The record is from RefSeq and is a predicted model, not a curated record. Bases 416 to 1528 code for a protein of 370 amino acids. The transcript is spliced from 13 exons. Lineage: Eukaryota; Viridiplantae; Streptophyta; Magnoliopsida; Caryophyllales; Amaranthaceae.